AUGCUGCUAGCGAUUACUAGUAAGUCCAUCACUGAUCUAGAGGAUAUUGAUUGUUCUUUGGACCCCAUGAUAGAGAGAGAAGUUAAAAGAUAUCAGAGCAAUACAGAGAUAAAGAAAGAGGAGAAGAAGGAUAAGAAGAAGGAGCAUGGAGAAAAUAAGAGGUUGAAAGAAACAGAGAACAAACUGCUUACUUCAUCCGGAGAGAAAUCACGAGAACUAGAGGAGUCCAAGGUAGAGAUUGCUUGGUUGAAAGAGAAAAUCGACGAAUCUUCUAAGAGCCAAAAUUCGAUCGAAGACGAUAGCUCUGUUCAAAAUUUUGAUAUCUACUCCUUGAAGAUCGAGAUGGAUUCUACCAAGGAGAGUCUUGCUCAGGCUCACGCCGCUGCGGAGACUUCUUCUCUAAAGGUAUCUGACUUGCUCGAAGAGAUGAAGUACGUUAAGAACAUGCUCAAGGAAGCGACCGAGACUGAGAUGAAGAGCAAGAUAACAAUGGAUGAUUUGGCGUUGACUUUGAAAAAGGUAGCUACUGACUGUAGCCAGGCCAAAGAGAAGCUUGUGGUUGUAAAAACAGAGCUCGAGGCUACGAGGUUUGAUUCUAAGGAAUGGAAGGAGAAGCACGAGGAUGCGAAGAAAAAAACUGAGCUGUUCAAGAACACGAGCGUGAGGAUAAGGAUUGAAGAGGAUGAGUCUUUUUUGGCUUGGAAUAAGAAAGAGACUGCGUUCAUGAGUACUGUAAAGAGAGGAGAAGAUGAGAAGAGCCUGCUUCUUGAGCAGAACAAUAGGUUGCUUGUGGCUCUCUUCGCAGCUGAGAAUCAGAGCAAAAGGGCUAAGGACGAGAAUCAAAGGGUUAGAGAUAUACUUAAACCAGUGAUAAGCGAAGCUAAUGUGGCUAAAGAAGCGGUCGAUAGGGCUGUGAAUUCAAAGCUGAAAGAUUCCUUGCUGGACAAGGAAGAGGAGUUGCAGUUUUCUUUGAAGGAAGUUGAGAGAGUGAAGAUUAAUAAAGCUGCUGCCAGUGACAAUGAUAAGAAGUCAAAGAAGCUGUUGUCUGAGGUUGAGGUAGCCAUGGAGGAAGAGAAACACAUAAGCUUAAGAAAGAAAGAGUCCACGCAGAAGGAAGUAGAGGUUAAGGUAUUAACGAUUCUGAACAUAGAGGUCGAGACUUUAGAUGCUGAUGAUUCUCAUGUUAAAGCUUCUGCCUCUGAAGAUGUUUAUAGUUGUUAUAUCACGGAGUUUCUGGGACAGAUUAGAACUUCAAAACAGGAAACAGAUUUGGAACAUAGUUUGAUGAGAGAAGCAGGUUUGGUGAACCGCGUGAAUAAGUUUGAUACGAAGUAUCUUCAAUGGGGAAACAACUGA
This is a messenger RNA of Brassica rapa (field mustard), 1356 nucleotides long. RefSeq names its product WPP domain-associated protein-like. The record is from RefSeq and is a predicted model, not a curated record. Lineage: Eukaryota; Viridiplantae; Streptophyta; Magnoliopsida; Brassicales; Brassicaceae.